Medicago truncatula (barrel medic) is the source of this 2382-nucleotide messenger RNA. Its product is annotated as glucose-1-phosphate adenylyltransferase large subunit 1. NCBI's taxonomy places the organism in Eukaryota, Viridiplantae, Streptophyta, Magnoliopsida, Fabales, Fabaceae. The transcript is spliced from 14 exons. Gene Ontology annotation, molecular function: glucose-1-phosphate adenylyltransferase activity. Bases 534 to 2120 code for a protein of 528 amino acids. Gene Ontology annotation, biological process: glycogen biosynthetic process. The record is from RefSeq and is a predicted model, not a curated record.
CUCAAGGACUCUCCGUGUAUAAGAGGAACCUAGAAACAUGGACCGUGAGAAAUGAUAUUAUAGACUAUAGUAUCAAAUCCACAUUAUUACAUCAUUUUAUAUUCUUGUCUUGGCUAUAGUUUUUGGAAAUUGAUAUACCAAAACCAUAAGAUUUUUCCUUUUCCCAUCACUCUCGUGAAGGCUCUGGCUCACAAGCCAAUAAAACCACCUAGUUAGUAGUACAACAUUCAACUCACUCUUAGAUCACAUUUCACACUCAAAUUCUCAGCAUUCAGUUACCAAUAAUCUAAAUCUCACUCUGAUCAAGUUAGCACAUUUUUCAUAUAUAUAUAUAUAUAACAUUUAGUUCAUACUUCAUACUCUAAUUUGGUCAGGUUAUAUUUAUUGCUGUUUAAUUAAUUAUUUUCUUCAGCUUCCUUGGUAUUGCUUUUCAUUUUCCUACUUCAUUCUGAAGUUACUCAAAUUUGAACAUCAAUUGAGUUUGGCUCUUAACAAGGACUUGAACUCUUGAUACAUCACGAUUCACCAUCACAAUGGUGUCUACUUGUGUGAACUUUAAGGCAAAUAACCAUGUAGCAAAUUUGAGGAAAGACAGUAUUUUUCAUCAAGAUAAUGGUUUUCUUGGUGAGAGAAUCAAAGUGGGUGUGAAUUACAGUCCCUGGAUUGGUAAUCAGUUUGGAAUAAGUUUGAGAACCAAAGAGAGGGUUAAGAAGGCCAAACCUGGUGUUGUGUCUGCUGUUCUUACAUCAAAUGAUGCCACUGAGACUAAGACCUUUCAGGUUCCAUCAUUUAUCAGAAGAAAAGCUGACCCAAAAAAUGUUGCUUCCAUUGUAUUGGGAGGAGGUCCUGGUGUUCAACUUUUUCCUCUUACCAAAAGAGCUGCUACACCUGCUGUACCUGUCGGUGGCUGCUAUAGGCUUAUUGACAUUCCAAUGAGCAACUGCAUCAACAGUGGAAUCAACAAAAUAUUUGUACUGACACAGUUCAAUUCUGCGUCUUUAAACCGUCACAUUGCUCGCACCUAUUUUGGAAAUGGCAUCAACUUUGGAGAUGGAUAUGUGGAGGUUUUGGCAGCUACUCAAACGCCAGGAGAAGCUGGGAAAAAUUGGUUUCAAGGAACAGCAGAUGCUGUGAGGCAAUUUACAUGGGUAUUUGAGGAUGCCAAGAACACUAACAUUGAGAAUGUAAUAAUCUUGGCUGGUGAUCAUCUAUAUAGAAUGGAUUACAUGGACCUUGUGCAGAGUCACAUUGAUAGAAAUGCAGAUAUUACAGUAUCAUGUGCUGCUGUUGGUGACAGUCGUGCAUCGGAUUACGGAUUAGUCAAGGUAGAUAGCGGAGGUCGCAUCAUCCAAUUUUCGGAAAAACCUAAGGGAGCUGAUCUUAAAUCAAUGCAAGCAGAUACCUCUCUUUUUGGAUUGUCAAACCAAGAUGCAUUAAGGUCACCAUAUAUUGCAUCUAUGGGAGUUUAUGUAUUCAAGACUGAUGUUUUACUCAAGCUUCUAAAAUGGAGGUAUCCCACAUCCAAUGACUUUGGAUCAGAAAUCAUUCCUGCAUCUGUUAAGGAAUACAAUGUCCAAGCAUUUUUUUUCGGAGACUAUUGGGAAGACAUUGGAACAAUAAAAUCAUUUUACGAUGCUAAUAUGGCUCUUACUGAAGAGAGUCCAAUGUUCAAAUUUUAUGAUCCCAAGACACCCAUUUUCACAUCUCCAGGAUUCUUACCACCAACAAAGAUUGAUAAAUGCAGGAUUGUGGAUGCAAUAAUCUCACAUGGUUGUUUCUUGAGAGAAUGUAGUGUACAACACUCCAUUGUGGGUGAACGUUCACGUUUGGAUUACGGUGUUGAGCUCCAGGACACUGUAAUGAUGGGAGCAGAUUAUUACCAAACCGAAUCCGAAAUUGCUUCUGAGCUGGCAGAGGGAAAAGUUCCUAUUGGGAUUGGAAGUAACAGCAAAGUCAGGAAAUGUAUAAUCGACAAGAAUGCCAGGAUUGGGAAAGAUGUCAUCAUCAUGAACAAAGAUGGUGUUCAAGAAGCAGAUAGACCAGAAGAUGGAUUUUACAUCCGAUCAGGAAUCACAAUUGUAAUGGAGAAAGCGACAAUAGAGGACGGCACUGUUAUAUAAGUGGCUAGCAGGGUUUGCUUCUCAAGCAUUCCAAAGAUCACUUUGAGAACAGAAGGGUAGCAGUUGCAAUACCAUGUACAAUAGAGAAACCAGACCCCCUUUUUGUUUAUAUAUGUGUGUGUUUGUGCGUACGUGCACAUAGUAGAAGGGUCCCUCCCACUACAUGUAAAAAUAGAACGAAUAAAUAAAGCGUUAAUGUAAAAUCAAGAUGCACAUAAAUAAAAUGAUCGAAGGCUGUUUGUGAACUGCCAGGUUGUUUUCA